UGUUAGUCUGUCCAAAGGGCAAAGUUUGCCCUCGCGCAUGAGCAAAAGGCUCGUGCUGCUGCACUGAAAACACGUUCCUGCUGGAAGAGUGAGACACACAAACUGAAGCUCCUACCCCACAGAGGCUCAGAGGAGAUGGAUGAGAAGAAAGCCGUGUUGUUCAGCUUCUGGGGAGUCGUCGUCCCUUCCACGCCUCGUGCUGUUUUCCACAAGAUGGAGGAGCUGCACAAGCUGCCACAUGGUUUCCUGUCCAGCGUGGCCUCCCAGAAGGACAGUGCAUUGAGCCGGGCGGAGAGAGGACAGACGACGCUCUCUCAGAUGAUCCCAGCCUUUGAAGCAGAGUGUGUGAAGGAGGCUCAGGUGAGGGCUGUGACGCUGCCCCCUGAUUGGUCAGUCAGAGGCCUGCUGGUGGAGCUCAGAGAGGCGAUGGCGGACAUGAGACAGGUGGUGCUGAGGACAGCUGCCAGUCUGCGUCACAGCGGGUUACUGACAGCUGUGCUGGCCAAUCACUGGCUGGAUGACACUGCGGACGGAGACGGCGGUACAGCCCGUCUUCUGUCUCUGCUGGCCGGCCAUUUUGACCUGGUCCUCCAGUCCUGCCGCUCAGGUCACAGGGUCCCCGAGCCCUCCAUAUUCAGCUCAGCUCUGCAGCACCUGGGAGUGACAUCACAACAGGCUCUGUGGCUGGAUGCUGAUGAGGAGGGUGUGAGGGCAGCAGAAGGAGCAGGGAUGAAGGCCAUGUUGGUGGAAAAUCUGGACGACGCUCUGGACAAACUGGCCAGCUUCACUGGAGUUCAGGCUGUUGGAGCAGAGAGUCUUUCACCAUCCUGCAGGCCUGAUGAAGUGUCUCAUGGAUACGUCACCCUCAGGCCUGGUGUGAGGACUCAUUAUGUUGAGAUGGGCUCAGGUCCUCCAGUCCUGCUGUGUCACGGCUUCCCAGAGAGCUGGUACUCCUGGAGGUAUCAGAUCCCAGCUGUGGCAGCAGCAGGGUUCAGAGUGUUGGCUCUGGACAUGAAGGGCUAUGGAGAGUCCACAGCGCCCCCAGACAUCGAGGAAUAUUCUCAGGAGCAGCUCUGCAAGGAUUUAAUCACAUUUAUGGACAAAAUGGUGAUCCCACAGGUCACCCUGGUGGGUCACGACUGGGGCGGCAUGCUGGUGUGGACCAUGGCUCAGUAUUACCCCGAGAGGGUCAGGGCCGUGGCGUCUCUGAACACUCCUCUGUUCCCCGUCGAUCCCAACGUUCCUCCUGCGGAGAAAAUCAAAGCUGUUCCCAUCUUCGACUACCAGCUCUACUUCCAAACGCCUGGUGUGGCCGAGGCCGAACUGGAGAAAGACCUGGAGAGGACGUUCAAGAUCUUCUUUUGCAGCAGUGCAGAAACAGCCGAGCGUCCUCGUCUCAGCACUGCGGGAGUCUGCGCUCGAGGAGGCCUGUUGGUGGGUCAGCCGGAGCAGAUGCCCCGCAGCUCCAUGCUGACGGAGGCCGACCUGCAGUACUACGUCAGCCAGUACACAGCACGAGGCUUCAGGGGACCACUGAACUGGUAUCGUAACGGGGAGGCGAACUGGAGGUGGAUGUGCUCUCGUCCCACGGGGAAGCUGCUGAUGCCUGCGCUGAUGGUGACGGCGGGUAAAGACCCGGUGCUGCUGCCGGCCUUCUCCAAGGGAAUGAAGGACUUGAUCCCGAACCUGAGCAGGGGACACAUCGAGGAGUGUGGACACUGGAUUCAGAUGGAGAAACCGUCAGAGACAAACAGCAUCCUGAUAUCGUGGCUCAAAGCCACCCACGGGAAGGCUGGAGGAGUUACUGUGGCCCCCAAACUGUGAGGGAGGGAAGGAAGGAAGGAAGGAAGGAAAGGAGG
Molecule: messenger RNA, 1859 nt
Organism: Scatophagus argus
Lineage: Eukaryota; Metazoa; Chordata; Actinopteri; Scatophagidae
Gene: ephx2
Product: epoxide hydrolase 2, cytoplasmic
Exons: 18
Coding region: 136-1824 (562 amino acids)
Biological process (GO): cholesterol homeostasis; phospholipid dephosphorylation
Cellular component (GO): peroxisome
Molecular function (GO): magnesium ion binding; lipid phosphatase activity
Source: RefSeq, a predicted model, not a curated record